AUGGAUACAAUUGCGAGUCUUACUACACAAGAACAAGUAGAACGCGAGCCUCUUAAAUAUCAGCUUAAAACUCCAUUCCAAAAUUUAAGCGAUGGGGAACAGCUGAAAUUUGUAAAAAAGGCUAAAGAGGACUGCUUGCACGUAUGUAAUGUAAUUGCCCCAGGUAACGGAGAGGAGCUCUUCGAGUCAAUGAUGUCUGUACAAAGAGAAUUAUUUGAUGGCGCAGUCCCCGAUGAUCUUGUGGUACUCAUGACUGCUUAUAAGAACGCAAAGACCAGGAAUUUAAGGAAACAGAUUCUGAGCCUUUACGCUCAAAGAUACCCUAUGACCAAACUGAAGAAAAUUCACCAACCUUACGGAAGUCUCUCUACAUGGGAAAUAAAGCAAGCACGUUCUCAUGCUAAAAUGCACGGUCCUGGGACCAUCACUGAAAACAAGACGAAGCAUCGCGUACGCCUUGAUAUGAGGAAGGUCGACCACUUUGUAGAAUUCAUUAAUAGACCGUACUUUUAUCAGGAUGUUUCAUAUGGUAACAAGGUACUCACCGUAGAUAAUGGUGACAGAAUUGAGAUGCCUAACGUUGUAAGAAUCCUGACAAGGUCUACAAUGAUUGAGCAAUACUUGGAGUAUUGCAAAGAGCAAUGUCACGAGCCACUUAGUAGGUCUUCUCUGUUUAAAAUAUUGGAGGUUCGAGAAGCGUCUCAGCGUAAAUCGCUCCAGGGAUUGGACAAUACGGCUGCAGAUGGUGCUGCGGGCUUUCAGACUAUUGAGACGCUGGUUGAAACUCUUGAGAAGGGAGGAAUGGAGAAACAGUGGUGUUUACGUAUUUGCCAAAACCUACACGAUGCUAAACGCUAUCUCAAAACUGACUACCGUGUACACUGUCAACAGCAUUACUCUACUUGCGCUGACCACUGUAGAAAGUUUGCGCUUAGUGAUCCUGUUGAUCUCGAGCUCCAGCAUCCUUGUCCGCAUCAGCAUCAAUCGACUUGCGAGCAAUGCCAAGGGCUGAAGGAUGUUCUAAAGGAAGUGAGACUAGCGAUUGAAGGGUCAUCAUGGAGGCCUUACAGUUGCGAACAACGAGAAGAUGUCCUUUACGACUUUGACCGUGCACAGUCAGACAUCUUGCUGUGGAAAGCGCACAUUGUACGCUCAAUAAAUCAGGAGGAGGCGAAACAAGAUGCACUGAAAUCAGAAGACCCACAGUCAGCCAUUCUGAUCAUGGACUGGGCCAUAAAGUUCCUCCAAAUAAAAUUUCGUGAGAAACAGUCUGAAUGGUUCGGCAAACGGGGGCUCAGCUGGCAUAUCUCCACCUUUAUAACUAAGAAUGUUGACUCUGGAAAAAUUGAGCUGCAAUCGUAUGCUCAUAUCUUCGACUCUUGCCAGCAAGACUGGUACGCAGUAUGCUCGAUCAUCGAAAACACACUUGAGGUUGUAAAGAAAGAACAUCCCCAGAUUACCCAAGUGAACCUAAGGAGUGACGAAGCAGGCUGUUACCACAACAACUUUCUCUUAGCCGCCGUUAGAGAUGCCGGAAGACGAGUAGGCAUUGAAGUAGCACGGUAUGACUUUUCCGAGCCGCAGUAUGGAAAAGAUAUCUGUGAUAGAAUCCUUUGUCCAAUGAAAUCAUCCAUCCGACGAUAUUGCAAUGAAGGACACGAUGUCGUUUCUGCGAAAGACAUGCGUGUAGCGCUUUCAGAACGUCCUGUUCAAGGUACAACUCCCUCCGUGUGCGCAAUGAAUGAGACUCAAAAGCCCGGGGGCACUCCCAUACAUUACCUAUACGGGUAUGUGCCGCCCAACGGGGUCGUGAUUUUGAAGCUCCUGAUUUAGAACGGGGUAUCCAUUUCAGAGGCGUUUUCUAGAACGGGGUAUAAAAAAUUGUGGAUCACGGCUUUAUCUUCUGCUUAAAAUUGUUGCUGAUUAUGAAGAAGCAUUUAUUUGAUGUAUAAGUCGAACAAGGAAAGAAAUAUCUCUUAAAAAACAGGGCUUUUUCAAUUUACAAACUUUCUAGAACGGAGUAUAAGCAACUGGCCCUUUUUUUAGAACGGGGUAUCAGUUUUAGGGCGAAUUCUAGAACGGGGUAUAAAAAAUUGGCUCAUUUCUAUAACGGGGUAUCAAUUUUAGGGGAAAUUUUUUUUAGAACGGGGUGCCAAUUUAGAGUCCCGGGCGGCACAUACCCACCCAAAAAAUAUCCAAGUGCCCCCCCCGGGCUCAAAAGACACUCGAAGUACAUAAGAUAGAAGGUUUCAGCAAGUAUCACAAUUUCAAGUUUGAAGUGAAAGGAAUUAGAGCAUGGAGAGCUUAUGGUGGUGGACUAGGCAAGUUUAUUCCUUACCGAGAGGUCAUAACUGAACCCCAAGGUCCUACUGGUCUCAUUGUGCAUGAAAACUUCUUUCCUCUCAAAGAAGCUCGAGUAUAUAAGAGAGAGACAAACAGUGAAAAUGAACAAUGCAACGGUCUUUUCUCUUGUUCUGAGCCCGGGUGCAACAUGGUUUUCAAGAAAUUCAGUGAACUCGAAAAUCACCUUGAUGUUGGUGAGCACAGCCAAGUUCGCGGAAACUCUCUGAUACGGUGUAUGACAAGCUCAGAAGAGACUGGGCGGAGAAAUUUCGUACUGUUGAUAAGGACGAAGAAAUCAGAAGCGUGCCUGAAGCAGUUGUAG
This is a messenger RNA of Porites lobata, 2665 nucleotides long. NCBI's taxonomy places the organism in Eukaryota, Metazoa, Cnidaria, Anthozoa, Scleractinia, Poritidae. The record is from the annotation of a GenBank genome assembly.